Messenger RNA from Nezara viridula (southern green stink bug), 3483 nucleotides. The record is from the annotation of a GenBank genome assembly. NCBI's taxonomy places the organism in Eukaryota, Metazoa, Arthropoda, Insecta, Hemiptera, Pentatomidae.
AAUGUAUGCGCACUGGUUCUUCACUGAAAAAAGAAACCUUAUGAGGAUCUUGGAUUCUUAAUGUGAUAAUGGAAUAUUUCUAUGGAUUCAACUAUGGCAUUUGGUGUGACUAAAAUUGCUUCAUAUUUAAUUUACUAUGCUGCAAUAUCAUCAGCCAUGAAAUAUAUUGAACCUACUUCGAUCUCUAGAAGAGACAUCUGUAUAUCAAAAUAUCCAACACACUUAUAUGUUGUUCUCGGAGAAAGGAGUUCAUUGAUAGCUGAAAAUGUGUUACCUAAUUCUUCUGUGUUUUAUGACUCAACUGGGCAAAGAUUGAAACUUACAAAUGGUGUCAAGCCAAGACCACCUAUAGUUUUAAGUACUGGUCCAUCAUUAAUAAUAAGAUUUUUAGCUAAUGGUGGUUCUGGCUUAGGCUAUAAGGGCAUUUACUACUUUGUACUGGGAGAGCCAGAGGAAUCAUCAUUGAUUCCAAUAACAGACUGCGACAGUGGUCAGUACCUUUGUCAUAAUGAUCGCUGCAUCAACAAACAACUAUAUUGUGAUGGUUUUGAUCAUUGCGGAGACAACAGUGAUGAACCAGACACUUGUUCAAGAGGACUGGCAACACUUUUGACUGCACUCCUCAUGCUGGUCUACAGGAUGGGUAUUAGAACAAGGCAGCAAAGAGAUUUACAAGAAAGACUUCAAACAAUAUCAGACCUAUUCGAAGGAGCCCAUAUAUCCGAAAUGGAUGCAAAUGAUGAUCCACCAAUAUAUGAGCCUCCACCGAGCUAUGAAGAGGUGAUGAAGAAAGAAAAAGAAAAGAUAGUAUCAAGAAAAAACUAUUCAAGCUUGAAUGCUGUUACAACUGUCAAGCUUCCAGAUUCACCUCCACCACCUUACAAAGAUGAUCUUAAGGCAGUAGUAGAUGAAAUAAAUGCAUGGGCUCCAUUCUAUGACAAUAAUGAUGGGGCUGGCCCAAGUACGGGAUCUAAUACAAAAAUUGUUCCAGAAACGUCUUCAGCACAAAGGAAGCCCUUUGAUAUAAGAUCAUUUCUCGGAAGUGUUGGUUGUGGACUACGUGAGGAAUGUGACUGUGCCGGAGCUUGUAGCUGUGCUCUAACUCGUCGUAGCAACUUUUCAGCUACAUGGUCUCCAGCAUCUUCUCGCACGAAUGCUAUAGAUAAUCUCUUACAGAAUAUUCACUCACAAAAUCGGAAUCCUGAGUCAAGUGAUGGAAAAUCUUGUGUAAAAGGGAGCCUAUCUGCUGAUAAUAUUUUUCAGUCAGAGUGCAUGUAGUUUUAUUUUUUAUAUUUGGACUGCUUGUAAUUAAAUAUAAAUAUAUUUGUAAAUAAUAGGUCACAGAGGUUUUGAAAGAUAUUUUAUUACUUGAUCAAAAAAUAAUUAAUAUUUAUAAAGUAAAUAAUGAGCUAGGAAAUAAAAGUGCAUAUAAAUUAGAUCUAUCCAUUUCAGCAUAUUAUAUUUCCCUUAUUAAGUUUUCUAUUAUCAGCUGUGAAUAUUAAUUUAGUUGUAUACUUUAUCAAUUUACAAUUAGUUAUUAUUUUUUAUUAUUGUUACAAUUUUUAUUUAUUCUGUUAUUUUAAAUAUUUAAAGACUAAAAUUAUUUAGUCUGUUAUUUUACAUAUAGUUUUAUUUAAACUAAAUUAAUACCAGCAUUUUGUUUAUAAGUGCAUAAGGAAAUAGAAAAUAAAACAAUUAAAUCAGCAAAAUAAAGUGUGAUGUAUAUUUAAUAAUUAACGUCAUCAUAGUCAUUCCCUCUUCUACCGCCGUUCGGUGUGAGGGUCCUGCUUAUAGAGGCUGGCCCAGCUGUCCCUCUCUUAUACUAGCUCUAUUCUCCUAUUCCAAUCCAAUCCGCAUUUUCUGUAUGCCUCAUUUACAUUGUCCUCCCAGGACAUGCGAGACCUUCCUCUGGGUCUUUUCCCUUCCGUGCGGGUCUCGUAAGUCUUCCUGGCGCUUCUAUCUGGAUCCAUCCUAAGAUGUCCAAACCACCUUAGUUUGAGCUCUUCUAGAAUGGUCUCUACCAGUUUCACGUUGAGAUUAGCCCAGUCCGUAUGGUGGCAUUCCGUAUCCUAUCUCUCCGUGUCUUUCUUUCUAUUUUACACAGAUACCUCAUUUACAUGGCACAUAAUACACAAUUUUCACUUAACACCCUUUUUUUAAAAGCAAAAACAGUUAGUUUCACACAAAGGGAAGAAAAAGUUGAAAUUAUAAAUGGUAAGAAAUAUUAUUUAAAACAAUUAAUUACUAUAUGUUUUUCAUAGCCUUAUAUUACAUUAUUUUUACAUUCGUACCUAUAUAACUAUCUCGUCAUUGUUAGUUGUAAUGAAAAAUGGCUCGACAUAAACUUAGAAAUAAUUUGAUAAUUGACUAAAGGAGAAACAAUUUUUUUUUUUGUUCGGAAAUAAAUUUACAGAAAUAAUAUCCAGAAUAUAUAAGUACAAUAUAUCAUUUGAAAGUUGAGGAUUUUAGAAAAAUAAUCUAUCUUUAUAAUAUUAUACAAUAGUUUUUUGCUGUAACGAUCUAUUUUCCGGCUCUCAGGAGCGAUGGAUUUUGAUGAAUGAGGCAUUAAACAAAAUGGGUAUAUUAAAUGGAGCAGUGAUGAAUCAUAGUAAUACCCACCUGAAAUUUUAGGGAAAAAAGUUAUGAAUGAAAAAAAAUCUUUAUUUGCUAAUUACUGAAAAUGGUAUACGUUUUCUUGAUUAGACGCAUGAUUAUUUGAAAAUUUCCAAAUUCCAUACAAAAUGAAAAAAAUUACUAUUAAAAUCAAUAUGGACUGAUCAAUAUUGACCUUGUUAAACAUAACUUAAUUAGUUAAAGUCCAAUAUUUGAUUAAUUAAGUUAUGUUUCACAAGGGCAAUUCAGUCCAUAUUGAUUUUAAUUGUUUAAAAUAGUUGUCUUCCCUUGAAAAUGGCCUAAGGGGCUGAAAUGUUAGUGUAUAAAAUAAAAUGAUCAAAUAUGUGCAUUUAUUAUUACAUACCAUUAACAUAUUUUUAUAUUAUAUUGAUAGUUGUUGACUGACUAAUAUUCUAUGCAAAUUAUUCACACGUUCCAACUUAUUUACAUUAAUUUAAUAACUUUAGAUCUGAUAUGAUAUUUCAAUAAUUAGGUAUAUAUCAUUGAGUUCUUCCGAAAACUUAUUAAAUAACUUUAUAGGAAAAUUAAAUUAGUGAAUAAUAUGAUGAAUCUUCCCUAUGUGACAUCACGACAUUAUUCACAUACUUACCUAUAGUAUGAAGACUUUAGACUUCUAUGGUAUGCAAUGAAAAGAUUGUAACUAUAUUUUGGUAAAUUUUACAAAGAAAAAAAAAAUGUGUUCAAAUGCAUGUAAAAAGUGAUAGAGAUUUAGUUUCUAGUUUUUACUGUAUAGUACUUAUCCUCACUGAUUUAUAAAUUCAGUAUAUAUCUAUGUGUUCUUUUAAAUCGUUCUUUGUACAUAGACCUCAGAGACUGGAGUAAUGUGGUUUAAAUAUACUGAUGGAGUUA